AUGCAGCUCUUCCGUUCAGCCUUAGUUGUCUCGCUAUCGCUGCUUUCAGUCUCAGCCAACGCCCUCAGUGGUGUAUAUAAGUGCCCUGGUCUUAAAGAUGACCUGGAAGCGAAAGAUGUGGCAGAGAAAGCCGACAGUAUUACUAUUGAACCAGAGAUGGCAGAUUGGGGUGACUUUGAAGAAAAUGGCAUUCAGUAUAAAAAUCAUUAUAGAUCUUCUCGCUCAGAUUAUCCAGGAGCGAAAUAUAUUUUCAUCAAGGUGAACAAGAAUAAAGAUGUGGUAAGAGUUGGUGUCCAUCAACCCUCAGAGAUGAUAGAAUGCGAGCAUAUACCAGCAUAG
Messenger RNA from Blumeria graminis f. sp. triticale, 339 nucleotides. The record is from the annotation of a GenBank genome assembly. NCBI's taxonomy places the organism in Eukaryota, Fungi, Ascomycota, Leotiomycetes, Helotiales, Erysiphaceae.